AUGUAUGUAGUAUAUAUCAGAAACAUAAUCAAGUCGAAAAUAGAAUAUGUACAAUCAACUCAUGGUAAAACUCAUGGUAAAACUCAUGUAUGUUAUGAAGGUUUUCGUUGUUAUUGUCACCAUAAAAAUGAUGAUGAUUUAAAGUAUUGGAAAUGUGUUAAAAAAUCUUGUCGUGUUGGCUUAACAAUAAAACCAAAUGGUACAAUUAAGAAACGUGCUGAUCAUGUGGUUGAAUCAUCAUUACCAAUUGAUGCUAUCGUCGAUCAAACAUAUGCUGGUCUCCAGAAUUCAACCGUAUGCCAAGAUGUUGUAGUUCAGUUACCAUCUAUUGCAACAAUGAGAAAUAAUCUUCAAAAGGAACGUCGCAAAACAGUACCACCACUUCCCAAGAAUAUUACCGAGUUACCACAUCCAAUUCCAAUUAACUACCAAAAGAGUUUAAAUGGCGAAUAA
Didymodactylos carnosus is the source of this 453-nucleotide messenger RNA. The record is from the annotation of a GenBank genome assembly. Lineage: Eukaryota; Metazoa; Rotifera; Eurotatoria; Philodinida; Philodinidae.